UCUCUCUUACGUUUUGUUUUAUAAUAUUUGUGUUGCUUUGGCUUUUGCAAGGGACUCCCAAUGGGAAUGAUAAGUUAGUCCCAACAAUUGGGGGUCCUAAACACGCGCGUGGAGCUGCGAUUAGUGUUAAGAUUACUGCUUUUCGAGAAUUUUUAAGACCACUCUCCCUGAAUAUGGAAACCAGUAGCGGCCUCCCUUGUUUACUUAUACACUUCCUUCACAAGUCUCACAGAGGAUCCUCUUAAAUUGAAUACCCACUUCUUCUUCCUCUUCAGUUCUCACAAAAAUAAAACCCCAAAUCCUGAAUUUCUUGUUUGGUUUGCUUUUGUUGGAGUGAAAAAUGCGGAUGAGCUGUAAUGGAUGUCGAGUACUAAGGAAAGGGUGUAGCGAGAAUUGCAGUAUUAGACCUUGCUUGCAGUGGAUUAAAACCCCUGAAUCACAAGCCAAUGCCACUGUCUUUCUUGCCAAGUUUUAUGGCCGUGCCGGACUCAUGAAUCUCAUCAACGCCGGCCCUGAACAUCUUCGUCCUGCGAUUUUUAGGUCUCUGCUUUACGAGGCAUGCGGGCGGAUCGUCAACCCGAUUUACGGGGCGGUCGGGUUGUUGUGGUCCGGAAGCUGGCAGCUCUGUCAGGCGGCGGUGGAGGCGGUGCUCAAGGGAGCUCCAAUCACUCCGAUCAACUCCGAAGCUGCGGCUAAUGGCAACGGGCCGCCGCUUAAGGCGUACGACAUCCGUCACGUUUCGAAGGACGAGAACUCCGCCGCGUCCAACGAUCUUAACCGGGUCAAAACCCGGUGCAGAGUCAAGCGGACCGUGGUCAAGCCCAAGGCAAUAAAACCCGAUCCGGUCAACGAGACCGCCAACUGGAGAGCGAGUUAUAUGGAAGAGUUGAACCGGUCAACAAGCCACGAAUCAUCUGUGAGCCACCAGUCCGUGGGAGCGAAUGUCGUUGAUGGAGAGAGCAAGGAGACAGAGAGCAUGAUCUCCGUUGAGACGGCCGAACCGUCGAUGCUGUUCCGGGCCGACCCGGAGUCCGGUGUUGUCCGAAAUGGGGGAGCUCGGAAUGGGACCGACCUUGGGCUUGGGCUUGGGCUUGGGCUGGAACUGACACUGGGGUUGGAGCCCCUGUCACGUGAGCAUCACGUGAUUCCCGUGAAGAAGAGGAGGAUUGAGGCUUGUGAUGGGGACGCGUGUAAGAUGGAGCUGGGCUUUUAAUACCCGGCCUGAGUGAGAAGCCCAAGGAGAAUCCAAAAAACCUCGUCCAGUUUUGGCGGCUCUUGUUCGGCUCUGUUUGUUUUUAUGCAAAAGAGUUUUGUCGUUUUUUGCUUUUUAGUUUUGUCAUGUUAAAAUGUUUACAUGAACAGAAAUGGUAAAUCAAUAGAGGCUCGUUUGAAGUUUGUACAGCAUAGUAAAUGCUGUUAUGUA
Tripterygium wilfordii is the source of this 1423-nucleotide messenger RNA. Its product is annotated as LOB domain-containing protein 40-like. Bases 341 to 1213 code for a protein of 290 amino acids. Gene Ontology annotation, biological process: regulation of gene expression. The record is from RefSeq and is a predicted model, not a curated record. NCBI's taxonomy places the organism in Eukaryota, Viridiplantae, Streptophyta, Magnoliopsida, Celastrales, Celastraceae. The transcript is spliced from 2 exons.